ACUCUCUCUUCUCCUUCUGUCUUACUUCUGUGACCCUGCGCUUCAAAUGCAUCUAAUACUCCAUAAUUACUUAAUCCUCCACCACUGCUUCUGUUUCCAGUUCUUAGAUGUCAUUAACAGAAAUGGAAACACAGUAAUUAUCAUGCUGGGAGAGAAUCUUUCAGAUCUUCAAAAGAAUUUAUAUUGAAUUUCCCUCUGCUCUCAUUCAGGAGAGUGAUUAUUGAAUCUAAUAAGGGGCAGAUUUCCAAGAGAGCAGAUCUCUCAUUGGAAUCUAGGUACACCAGUCAGGCUUAAAAAGUGUUUGGCUCCUAGAAGCUACUUCUAAAAUUUAGCCAAAAUGUAUCAAUGCCAGAAUCUUACCUGGUGGGUGCUAAGCACUUGAGAAAGUCUGAUCCAAACUCAUUCUGCUUCACACUCACCUUUUGAAGGUGUAUGGCUGAAACAUAUGGGAGUAUUCUUUUCCAUAAAGAUAGCAUUAAAGCUUGAAGCUGUCACCAUUGAUUUACUAUAUUUGACCAAGUGUGGGUUUUUUUUUCUGUUGCUUUUUUCAGCCCACUUCACUCUGUUGGAGGGUUGAACCUCUAACAAAUAAGACCCAGUUAUAGGAUGGGUUGCGGAGUAAGUGCUGUGUUCUCUUUGGGGUGCGUUACAACCCCCUAGUGUUGCUGCAGUAUGAGUUAGAGAAAACACUGUCUGCCAGUUAAUGCUAUUUAAAGGCUGUUCCAGCAAGCGGAUUGAGCUUCCCAGUGUGGUGCUGCCUGGUGGUGUCUGUAUUGCUGUGAUUCUGGGAGCAGCAGUGGGCUCCAAGCCUGUAGCAUUCUAAAACUUCGCUGCACUGUGAAGCUGUAAUUGCUGUGGUGAUUAUAACACUGGAGGGAGUUUAAAUCACUGACUCUUAAAGAUAAAAAGCGAUUUGAUAAUGAGUUUGGAGCCUGAGGAUCCGGUUAAGGAGGUUGGGAUGUUUUACUGACUCUCUUGCUAGAUAAUUAAAAAGCCGGUCCCUUUGGCUGGGCUUAUGGAGAGGGAAGGUGAGCUGAAUGCUUUCGGCAGUUUUUUUUUCAAUUGUGAUGGCAUGUUUUGCAAAGUUGCAAAUGAAUUAAAAAAUAAAAGUCCUAUGGUAAAGAUUGAGACAUUACAUCUUGUAAAGGGGAAAAUAGCUUAUAUCUGUAUCAGUUGUGCUGUUUCAUUAAAAAUAAAUGGUAUUCUACAGAUAUUGGAGAAAUAUCUAGUAUGUAUAGACUGAAAAGGGGCCAUGGUCAGUCAUCGAUUAAGCUGCAUGUCAUGAAAUGGUGAGCCCUUCCUGCUGGUUCAGGGAUUGAUGAAGUGAAUUGGUUCUUGGCCACAUUUAGGUAUCGAAGAUGCUGCCAUUGAGGUUGGUGUGUGGACUGAGUAUUAACCAGGAUUGUCACGUGCUGGCAGCAUGGGCAGAGGUGGUUAACAUUUCUGAAAUGCAAGCAAGAGGGGUAAAUGUUAGCAUUUUAUGGGCAGAUAUGGUGAACUGUGAAGCCCCAAAAGAGACAAAGUAUAGAGGGGAGGGGUAGGUGUUGUUAAUGCGUUAUUGGAUAUGCCAGAAGCAUCCAGACAGUUCCAGUGUCUCUUGAAGUCAGUGGGAAUUUUUUCAAAUGAACACUGGAGCAGACUCAUGGAUAUGUAAAAAUUGGUAAUAAUGAAAAAAAAAAAAAAUAAUGGCUUUCCCUUGUUAAGCACUGAAGACAGCAAAGGAAACAAAAUGAGGUAUGCAGUAAAUGGGUGAAGACAAAUAAGGUAUCACAUCAGAUAAACUCAUCCUCUGUGUCAUUCAUCCUCUUGCUGCGGUGAAUACUAAUGGGAAAACAUAGGCUCAUAAUAUUGCACAAAGCACUGACAAGGAGCCAGGUAUGGAAAUCCUGUGCCAAAUGAACCGUGGUGUUUUUUUUUUUUAAUAUGCAAACUAAUCAGUUACAAAGGUUGUAGCAAAAUAAAAUGAUAUGGGAAUCCAAAUUUAUAGAACAGCAAGGUCAAUCUGAAAUGUUCUCCCUUGUUGAAUAUAAUCCUGCAAAUCUGUUGUAAGAGGCACUGCAGAAGAUUCUUACCAGCAUCAGGUGCUGUUUGUUCUAGGUGUUGUACAAAUGCACAGUGAGCAAUUUUUUUUGAUCUCGGAAAAAUUUACAACUAAACUGAAAAAUCUGAAAAUAUCUCAUCAGUAACCUGGUAGAGAGUCAGUGGCAGAGGCAGUGAGAGGACCCAGCAGUGUUCCUCAGCUGGAGGCGGCCCAGGCUCUGCUCUGGUGAAGCAUUAGCUGGUCAGUGCUGCUGAGAGGGAUGAUGUGCUUGGUUUGAGACUGAUUGUGUUACCUGCACAGCUGCUGAAAUAAAGCUUGGUCAUCAGGGACUCUGCCUGGGGAACCUGAGGUACAUUCACGUUCCUCUUCUAUGCACAUUCCAGGACUGACAGACAUGGAGAAACUAUUUUCUCUGCAGAUGCUAAUGGGAAAACUUCAUUUCAGCAAAAGAAAUUAUCUAGAAUGAAUGGAGGAGUGUUUCUUUCUUCCUUAGUUGAUGGAUUGCUUUGUUAAGUUAAUCUAAUAUUCUACAUUGUGAUGCAUCUCUCAUCUGAAGGUUAAUUUAUUUAGUUUUUUACAAGGUGAAACUGUGAUUUAUUUGAUUGUGGCUUCAAGUAAACUGGCCUCUACAGAAAAAAAAAAAAGCAGACAGUGGAUACCUGUGCUGAUCUGAGCAGUAAAAUACCAAAAAAAGACACAUUCCAAAGGAUUCUUUACAGUGGGGAAUAUACAGUGAUUCCGUAUAUGGUUUUGAUUUUCUUCUCUGCCUUUGAAUGCUAGUGAAAGAGUAUUUUAGUCUGCUUCACAGGUCUAGUAGAUGCAGUUAUUUUGGGGAAAUCAAAAGAAUUUUAGGAAAGGAGCUAACAUCAGCUCACUUGCUCAGCAUGAAAUUUCUGUAACUGUGAUGAAAAUAAACCUAACAGAACAGAAGGGAGAGCGGAGGAGUUAGAGCAGAGGGUGAGCAUAUCUGAGAGUAGAGCUAGGGCUCGUGGUCGUGCUUCAGCAAACUUUUUUGGGUAAAGAAUUGGAAAUAAGCUAAUCUAUAAUGUCCUGUUAAGAUCCACAGAGAGUUCUAGUCUGCAUGGGGACACACCAUCACACAGGGAGGGUGCCCAACAUCACAGCAGCAUGAGAGACAUGGCUGCAGCUCUCCCUGUUUGCUGCAGUCCUGCUCUAGCUGUGUAGAGGGCAUUAAAAAUCUAUUAUUUUCUGUGAUUUACAUUAUUCUGAAGUGCUUGGAUGGAGAACCAUAUUAGCAAAUACCAUUACUGGGCUUACAGGUACACUUCCGAUUUAUUAUGAAAAUUAUUAUUCUUAUCUGUAAAAACAAGUAACCACAGUGACCAGAAUUCUAUUCAAGGUUUCCUGGAAAGAGGCGCACACAUCUGUGUUCUGGAUUUACUGCACACACUCCUGUGCUUGUUGGACAUGACCUGAGCAUGCUGUUUGUCUUGGAUUUUUUGAUGUUUUACAAUCCUCUUGUAACUCCAGCCCUGAGUGGACUGCAGAUAUCCUCAAAUCCAAGAUAAAUUGUCAUUACCUGGAGCACUCUGGUUGUAAUUGCAUGGGCUGGAGACCCUAUUUGUGUGUAUUUACGGUCCAUGUUUGGAGUUCUGGUGAUUUGUUUAGGGUUGUAUUGGGAUGUACCCAAUAGUCAUGUUCUCAAAUUAAGUAUAUGAUUUCCUGAUGGCAAAAAGGGACUUUUCAGUGAAAGAGUGUAUGAAUUGCUGCUCUCACUGCUACUUCUUUUCAAGCAGGUUUUAUUGAUACACCUUCAGUUUUAUGAGAAGAAUUUGGUUGCCCAAAGCUUGUUUACCCAUUAAAAAGCAAACGCUUUAUCAAACUGAGGCAGUGGGCCGUCUGAAUACUCUUAUUUCACUUUCAAGCUGAAUUAGGUUGGCAUUUCUAAUUAAUUAAAAGCAGCAACUUGUGGAGGCUGACAGCAGGACUGAAGGCCUCUCAGAGGACUUUAGUCUUGUCCAGGUCAGGCUGUACCUUUGAAAAUGCUGAGGCAAAAGGAUAGACGACUUUGAGGAAGUUGGAAACCACGAGACAAGGAUGUGCAAGAAGAUGGAUGUGACAACUUAAGCAUAGAACAAGGAUCAACAAAGGCCAAUCAGUUUGUGCUAGCAACAAGCAGAUACCAAUCAAAUUGUAACAUGCUGAUAUAUGAGAUGUAGGUCUAAGAUAUAAAGAUAUUGUCUCGAAGUAAAGAUUUUGCUAUUGCUGCUUGAACUUCUGUGUUGUGUCCAUCUCUACUGCGACAGCAACUCUUAUGCUUAUAACAGCAACAUUCCUACCAAAGAUUUUAAAUUAAUUGCUUAAAAAUAGAUUGCAUUAACUUGGAGCCAUGGUCCAGUGCAAACAAGUUCAACUGGCCAUGGCAUCUCUUUGGACCGUUUUUGUCUUCCUUGGCUGCCAAAAAGCCCUAAGUAAUUGGCCCUUCUUCUGUAGGUGUAAUUAAGCAUCCUGUUCACUUCAGAGAUAUGCUCUUGAAUUUUUGGGUUGUUAAAGUUUUACUCUGGUUAGUUGCAAGUUGUGUUUGGUGGGCUUUUUAGUGUGUGUGGUGUUUUGUGUGUGUGUGUGAUCUUUUUUGUGUUUUCUUUUUUUUUUUUUUUUUUGUCAUGUGUCUGUUGUAAAUUUUAUCUUUGUUUGAAAUAGGGUCUUCCCAUCAUAUGAAAAUAUAGAGGUAAUAGAUUCUGUAGUAAUGUGGUUUAAUAGUGUGUUAUACAACUGUACUUUUUGCACAAAGCAUCAUCCAGGGUCCAGAAUGCAUUUAAUGCCGUGCAGUUUGAAGCAGGUCAGUAAUCAUAUUUACUUGGAAAAGGUAGUGAGUGUCUGUACCUACUAUAAACUGCCUGAAAACCUUAGAGAAUACCUGUAGGCAACAUCUCUGCUGGAGAUCAAAUUACUUUUGAAAGUUUGCUUAUGAGUAUCUACUGAUACCUCUAGGAAGGACUGGUGUUAUAAACUCUUUUCUAACCCUUUCAGGGGUUCAUGUUUUGACAAUGAAUAAUCAGCCAACUCUACAAGGAGAAGUGUGCUGACCAAAAUGGUGAAAAAUAAGAUGUAGAAAAGAGUGAUAUCUUUUAGUGAAUAAUAUGUGAAGUGUGAAAAGCUGGAUUUACUACUCAAGUCAGUCUUUUUUCUGUUCCAUCUUCACUACUCGAGUGCAAUCUGUAGUACUUCAGAGACAGGACUUGUCAUUUUCCAUGCAUUCAUGAAGUACCUAGAUCCUUCAAGCCUAUUCAUUUUUUUUUCAACUGUUUUGUCAGUCUUUGUUCUCUCUUGCUGCAGUUUUUAUGUACAACUUUUUGCUUCCUGUUUAGUGUGGUGCUGGUGCAACAAAAAUACACAUACACCCACAGAUUUUUAGGCUUUUAGUACAGAAUAAAAAUAUCAAAAUAAAAUGGGAAAGUAUCAAGCAGAUGCCUUUCAGUUAACCUGAAUAUCUUCAGCUGAGAAAAAGAACACCAACAUUAUCAUCCCUUCCCCUUGACUUGCAUUUCAAAGAAGCUGAUCUGGAGCUUUUUCUGAUGGACAGAGACCUUGAAGGAGUUGAAGUCUGUGACUUUGGGAACCAGAAAGAAACAUCUGUUUUUAAGAAAAGGGAGAUGAAAAAUAAGAGUUGUAGCAGUCCUCACUUUUAACAAACGCUUCUGGAAGGCAAAGAAAUUACUUACAUGAAUAGGUGCAAUAGUUUGUGAUCCUGGCUGCAUUUCCCUUCAGUCAGGACGCUUGCAUGUGAAGAUGCAAGUUGGUGGUAAUGAUGUAAUGCUCUGCUUUCUUAUUCUGCGUGAGAGGCCCACAUACUAAUGUUGCUCAGAGUUGUCAAAACACUAUUCCUAGCCUUGUUUCGUGCUUUAGCACUGUCACAGAAGAAACCAAGAUUAGCUCUAAGUCAUAAGCACCAUUAGUUUUGGAAUCAUGGCCAAAUUACCGUGUGCUAAAAAGGCACUCUAUCCCAUGCAUUCUGGAUUUGGAUCUCUUAUCCUUCACUCCCUAUAUUAUUUUAAGGAGUGGUGUUGGGACAAAAUGGUUGCUGUUUUUUCAGUCCAGAAGGUCAUUCACCCUCAUGAGUUUCACUUCUAAUUUGACAGUCUUGUGCUUCUGUUACAGUGGGCCAGCACAACCCUUUAUUGUGACACUGUUUCUUGUGAUUGUAUACGUUUAUUUGGAAGUCUGGUGGUUUUGCAGAGGGGCUGCCAGUGGAGAUGCUCCAGCUGCUUGAAAGGCCAUUGCAUAGACUUGCACAUAUGGAGCUUCUUCUCACUCGCUGUAUGAAAAGAUGUACAAGAUGCAUUUCCUUGCGGUUUUUAGUUAAAGGGGUUAAAACAGGGUUAAUGCUUCCCUCUCUCCCUGGAACAUUGAGGUGUUACUAAUCAGACAGUGAAUAAACUCACUUAUACUGAGUUAGAAAUCUGCUAAUUGCAUUGAGGUAUUAAGAUGUACACAAUCCUAAUGUGCAUGCUCCUGUGCUCUGCUCAGUGGGGCAAGAACUAUGGAUCUGUGACCAAAGGACAAGUAUAACUAACUAGUACAACCUACUUUACCUAAAAAUCUGUUAUUAUAAUAAAUACAGGUCAGAUUUCCAUUCCUUGAUUCUCUGGCUAUAACGUAUAGCAUAGAUGAAGUCCCAAGUUGUAAUUGAUUCACUGUGAGUGUUUAUUCAUACAAAAAAGAAAGGGAAAAAAAAAAAAAAGGAGGAGUGAUAAUAACUUUUCUACAAGUGACCUUUGAGGCUGGGAGAUGUCAUGUCCAUCUAUAUAACUCACUUUUAAAUCCUUUUUCCUUCAGGGUAUUCGUCAAGAAACUUUCUGAGAGAAAAUUAAUGAACUUUGUAAUUCCUUUUCACAGACUAAGGAAAGAAUAUCACUGAUCUGGAGGGUAGCUGAGCAAAUGCCUUGUUUAGGAGAACUGUUCUGCCACUAUGCAUUUGCAAAAUAUUCUAGGCGUUGUGUGUACCAGGCAGAUUUUAAAUUAGCUAUGGAUUUUCUGUUCUUUCCAUCUGAUUCAGUAAAAAGACAGUUUGCCUCGUAAUGUGUUACAACACCACCAACUUGGUUUCAGAAAAGUUUUUUUUAGGUUUUGACGUUUCAUUUUCUUCUACAUUGGGAAGAUUUUGGCUUCAUUUUUGUAUUUCCACAAGCCCAGAGCCGUACUGGGAUGUCACCUCUUGAACUGAAACCUUAGGAUUUCAAUUAGAAGACUGUGCCUACACAUCAAGCGAGGCUCGUAAAGCUGGUUUGGGAGUGGGGAAACGUGCAGCUCUAUUCUGCCUGCUAUCUGCUGAGAGUAGGUUUUAAAUGAGAAUUCAUCCAGGCAUGACAAAGAUUUCACUAUCUGGGUCUGUGCAAUGAGAAUGUCUCGGUUUCAUACUUAGAGCUUGCCCCAACCACCCUUUCCUAGUGAAAUGCUUAUUGAUAAGUCUCUGAAAUAUUUAGGCUUUCACAGAAGUUUCUUUAGUCAAAGCCAUUCUGAUAAUCCCUAAUUAUUUCCAUCCAUGUGUGACAGCAUGUACAGCACAAAAGGAAAGCUAGAUCCUGCGCUCUACAAUUAGUGUACUUAUUGCUCAAGGGAAAGUUUUGAAAGCAGGUAUUAUAUUCAGUUGUUUGUCCUUAUCUCUGUCAGGCUUGGAGAACUCAUAAAAUUGACUCCAGAAUUCAAAUAACACUGUAAUAAGUAAUAUUAGUGAAAUAUUCAGUAUCUUGUGUGCCAUUUUUAAUUACUUAUUGUAUAAAUCCUCGUGUUCUUUUUCAUUUUAUAGUGAAGACGAGAGGAACUUCUUUACUGCUGAGAUAAUUUUUUGUGCCAUUUCUUAAGCCCCUGAGCAUUUGAGGGUUUGCUUCCUGUAGUUUUCAUUAAUAUCUGGUGUAUUUCUUUGACCAGUUCCCCUUCAGUUGCAUGAGCUGAGGCUCAAGAGAUGUAUUCAAAGCCCACUAAAUGAAUUCUGACUGGAGAUGCUCUGUUCCCAGCUCUCUGCCUCAUGAGGCGGUGAAUGUUGUAGCAUCAAGAGAAGGAAGCAGAUAGCUCCUCCAGCUCAGCUGUACAAAAAGUGACCAGAGUCCUUGCUAGGGAUGUUGGAGGAUCAUUCCAGCUGACAUUUGAAGGUCUAGAAGAUACAGAGAACCUAACUAUGCUUGUUCCUGGUGGUAUCUUCCUGCAUCUUUUCAUGAAGUACUCUACUAAAUAAUUUGAGAGAAGAAUUUCCUGUUCUUAAAUAGAUACCUGAAGAGCAGUAAAGAAAUCCAGUAGCUUCUUUGUUCAGAGAAAGAGGGUUGGUACAUUAUGCUUAUGGUAUUAUAAACUUGCUUGGAAAAUUAAAAAAUUGCAUUCAUAUAUCUAUAUAUCUAUAUUGAUAUAGAUAUAUAGAUAUAUUUUUAAAAAAGAAACCGUGAAAUGAUUGAAACUACCUGAACCUCUGACUUCAGGGUAUAGAAGAGCUUGUAAAAUGCAUUUUACGUCCACAAAAAAGAUUUGUUGCUUGUACACAUGAACUUAAAAAAGGCAAAGGGAGGACGUAUGCAAGUAUUUUUGAUGCUCAGAACUGCCUAUACUCUUUUGAGAUUUUGUAUUUUCUUCAUCUCAUUCUACUUUGGUGAUGACAAUAUAUCAUUAGGCAUAAAAAGUUAUGAGAUUAGGUUUUUUUUUCUUUUACAGUGGAGUUGCAUAUAUAAUUUUAAAAAAUACAUAUAUGAUGAAAGAUUGUGUAAACACAGAAACAGAUCCUUAUGUAUGAUUUUGCUUAUUGAAUAUCUCUGCUCACAAGAUCAGGUGUCAUUGAUGGCACAAGCUAUUUUGUUGAAAUAUAACUUCUGCAAAAUACAGUGAUAUGUCAGUAACCAAGAGCCACCUUUGUGUUCAAUCCACUGUGGAGUUAAAAAAAACAGAGAACUUGUUCAUAACAGAGAAUAGGCCAUAGUAGAUCUAGAAAUUAAUUAUUUUCUGGGAGGCAAACAUUGUGGAAGUCUGGAUCUUGGUUGCAAUUUCAGAAUUUCCACCGGAAAAGUUUCUGAUUACAGAUCCAGAUUACAAUAUUAUUUCUGUGGUUAAAAUCUGGAUUUUUCUUUAUUAAGCCAAGAUACAGUAUGUUUCCUUUAUUUUCAGUUCGUAAUACUGUUAGCUCUUGCCUUUUUUCUUUUAAGUGCACGUCUGACUUUACAAUGACUUCCUAUGUCAACUUCUGCAUCUUCCUGCAGCUAUUUUUUUGUCUAAAUAGGCUAUUUAGUCCCUGUUCUACAUAAUGAAUGUCUGUAGUAUCACUCUUAGAGAAUGCAAAUAUUGUCCAUCUUGCUCUAUUGGAUUUUAUUUCCUGAAACUAAAAAAGUUUUAAUGUAGCGUUUUUGUAAUGGAACAAUAACAGCUAAAGAAAGAGAGUCUUUGAAUAUUUCUGUAGAAUCAUAUGAAAAGAGGCUGAAAUAGAAAUGAAGAAAAUGCAAUAAAUUGACAGUCUUAAGGGCCUAGUCUUUAGUUUAGCUGAGCUGAACUUUGUGUAUAGCCUUGGGGUCUGUGGGAAGGGUCUGGAGUGAAGUUGGGGCAGUUCAAAUUCCUGUGUAGCUUAGAGAAGCCUCAAGGUGGUUGUAGUGUUCUGCCUACUUUUUCUUGACCCAAAGGGACCUUGGAUACCUGCAUCUCUUCUCUAAACAAGCCAUUUGUUGUAUAGCAUGCUGCUGAUGCCUUCUAGCUUGCCUUUCAGCUGCUAUGUUCACAUUUGUGUGGGCUGCUGUAUAGACUAUAUGGAGCAACACAAGCUGUGGAAUGGGGAGUCCUUUGGAAACUGGCUAAGCUGGUUGUGUGGUCUCUGUGGCUUCCAAAGUAAUGCAUCAGAGUUAAGAAACGUGACUGGUAUUUCCCUAUUCCCCUACAUAUUGCAUAAUACUCCUGUGUACUUAUUAGGCGUUUUUCAUGGAAGAUGCAGUGUCUGAUCCCAUUUCUUCAGUGACCUACAAAGCUUUUCAAUAUUACAUACUCCAGCUAGUCCCAUUGUUUUUACUAGAGCUGACUAUACAGCAUAAAGUGAAGUGCUUGCCUCAGUCUGCAUUUUCAUUAGCAGCUGGGCCAACAAAGGAAGAUUCUCUGCUGGAGACAAAUCUGCAGGCAAAUCCAAUAAGUUUUAGAGAGGGAUAGAAAGCUGCUUUGUUUUCAUUUCUAUAAUAGUUAUGGUUGUAAGGAUUAUUACUUUGUAUGAUCAAAGGAAAAAUUAAAUAAAAUUAUCAGUACAAGUACUGCAUUACUCCAUUGCCUUCUGGCAGUUACCAUGUUUAAGUCCAGACUCCUUUGUGCUAUUUGGUGACGACUCCACUUGGCGAGAGUCUGUCUCACCCUUGGGCGAGUUUAUAGAUUCAUAGUAAAUAAGCCAGAAGGGACUAUUAGAUCAUUUUGAUCAUCACAGGCCUUUAAAACUUCACCCUGUUAUCCACAUAGCAUUUGUUCCUAAGGCUUGAUGUGACAGAUCUAUGACCUUUCUGAAUUCCUUAAGAGAAAAGCUGGCUUCACAGGGAUUGCUGAAGCACUUUAGCACUCAGAAUUGAUUUAGUUUGCAAAGAACUGUUUGCAGUCCCAGUACAGAAAAAUUGAACACUUUCCACCCCACUAACCUGGACCUUCAGCUUGAUGUUAGUGUACAACUAGUCUCACUGUGAGACUAAUGAUUAUCAGUAUAAUUUAAUCAAAGGAGCUGCUUUUAUCCAUAAGAUGUAACCUACUGAAUGACUCAGUUGGAACUCCCAACAGUAUUAAUGUAAAAAUUACUUCCUCUAGUAAAUAAAUCACAUUUUGCCAGUCAAAUCGGAGGGACCAGGUCUCCCUCCAUAGUUCAGACUGAACCAGAUGGCAGUUUGUUAUACAAACUGUGAGAACUUAAGAAUGACUAAAUUCCCUGAAGCCUCACUUUGGCUUCCAUAAACUCAUCUGAUCUACUUGCUUGCUCUUGUCAGGAACAAACAACGGGAACACAUUUUGAUAACUGAAGUGCAGUAGCUAACUGAGCUCUACUCUGGAUUUCUGGGAAUAGCUGACAGCAGUUUGUCAUUCAAUGCUUUGCAGAGAAUGGAAGAGGUUGGAACUGCUGCUGAUCCAUACAGGUAGCAGUGAGAGAGAAGAAUAAUAUGAAGCAGCAGUAUUAUACUGUCUCCCACCUAGAUGGCACACCAUGGCCUGAUGGUGAAUGGAGCACACACAUGAAUGCCAAAGCUGCUAAGGCUUGUAUUGUGAAAAUGAGUCAGCGGGCUUAAUCCAGGUUUUGUGGCUUGAAGCUGUGAAGAUGAUUAGCGUAAAAAGAAGAAAAAUCAAGUGGAUUCUAGCGGCACUGCUGAGGACUGCUUAGCCAGGAAGAUGCCAUACCAGAGAUGGGGCAGAGUGUGUCUAGUUCCAGAAGAUGCUGUUGAAGAUUUAAGGAAAUCGCAGAUUUAAAUUUUAAACAGCUCUGAGCUCCUUGCAGAGACUGAUACUAAUUAAAGCAUCAAGUUGUGUGGCAGUUAUCAUAAGGUAAUUUUGUGUAUAGGCUGCUGAGGUGUUUUUCUGUGAUGAUUUUGGCUUAGUUUGGACUGUUGAGCUGGGGUAACCAAGGUGGAAGAGAAAUGGAGGGGUCAUUGUCCUUCUAAACUAUUGAAAACACUUCCCAGAAAGGCUGGAAAGAUGAUGAAUGGCCACAAUCACUUACUUCACAUUUCCCUGCUCUUCUGAGUCAUUAAUUCAUCCAUAUCUUAAUCAGGUCUGGGAAAGGAAGACAGUGAAUUUUUAUUUUGCAUUAGAGAGGGUUUUUUUGUGUUUUGUCCGAGUUAUCUCCUGUUUCUCAGCUUUCUAAUUCUGGGUUGGCUGGAACUGUAAAACUCGUCCCUUACAAAAUAUGAGCUAAUCCUUGAAGUAGCAAGACUUUUUAACGUAGGUUAAGCUUUUCUUUGCCUUUUGAGUUUUGGACCUCAUAGAUUUUUCUCCAAAUUUGCUGAUAAGUUUAGGAGGGUUCAUGAUAACUUCUUCAUCAUAAUUCAGACUGUUCAUUUGGAAUAUUUAUGGAAAGGUGAACUGUGAUGAGAAUCAGUGUCUACUGGGUUAAAAAUACAGUCUUGGAUUUGCAUAGGAUAGUGCUGGAAACAUUUCAUAUACAGAGAACAGGUUCACUGGGAUAACCCAGAGAGAGGCAGCCUGCUUAUCUCUUUAACAGGACUGUGUCUUCAAUGAAAAGAAAAAUAGUUUUCUUGUAGACUGAUGCUUCCUCUCCCUCUAACAGGAUAUGUUUAGAAUUGGAAAUUCUCUUCUCAGUUAUGCAACAAAAUCUGUGACCUCUUGUCUUUAACUAUAGCUGCAAGUGUUUCCUUUGAAUUCUUAGUUCAGACGUCUCUUGUAUCAGAAUCUGUUAAUUUUUACCUGUUAAUUCUGGAGAUCAUCCAUCACCGAGGAAUUGGGUGUUUAGUUUCUCUUAGUCCAUCUUCCCCUUGCAGUGCAUGUUUGGGGUUAUUCUGCCUGUAUCAGAGAGGUGAUUUAAUUGUUUUCUAAUAGUUCUUCACAAGUACUUCUUCAGACAGGAGAAACGUGAGUCUGAAAGGAUUUGUGUCACAUGCAGAAAAGAUUUGAGGUGCUGCAAUGUUUAGUGACAACACUUCAUUGUAUGAGCUAUAUGUUGCUCCUUAGCACUUCUAUACUGAUGGGGGUAUAUGGAAGGUGAACCUGCUGUCAAAUGCUUUCAUGUCCUGCAAAGUGCUCAGCAUAGGUGGGUUGGGUGUUGCCAGCUCCUGAUGGAGAAGCUUUAGCUCCUGAUGAAGCCAACAGGCUAGGCCUAGUUUUGGUUGAAUACCUCAUUAGCCCAAAAUAUCCAAAGCUUGUAUCGUUGGAAUGUCUUUUCUAACAAGUGGAAUAUCAGACAGUUUCUCAAGCACGCCUGAUAUUUAGUUAUAUGACUGAAGUUCUAUGCGUCUUUGAGAUCUGCAACUAAGUAACCAUCUCUCUCCUUCCAUUCACUCCCUUCCCAAAUUGUUAUUAAAUCAAAUGCUAAUUAGUAAGGGAAAGGAAGAAAAAAAUCUCACACAAAUUAAUUGAUCAUUUGAUUACCAUUCUCAGAUAUUUUUGGUGAAUAAUCUUCAGGCAAUAGGUUGUUCAUGAAGCGUUCAUUUCAUCUCAUCUCCUUGCUCUUGCUAUUUUUGUUGCAUGAUUGCUCAUUGAACAUUACCAGUAGUUGCCUGGAAAUUUGUUGUUUUGCUGUCUUGUAUCUUGUAUCUCCAGCCUAGGCUACUUCUGCAGCUAAAUGCACUUCAGAAAUGGUGGUUCUUGUCAUGCUUAAAUGCACAUAAUCCCUGAUGAAGAGUUUGUUCUUUGCACUGUGAUAGCUUCUGAUCAGGGUUUUAUUUCUGCUCUGUGAAGUCAAGUAAAAUAAAGUAAGAAAGAUGACAAAUGAAUAGAACAGCAAAACUGCUUGCCCUGAAGCCUUUGCAAAGGCGAGUCUUUUUCAAUUAGUGCCAAAACGUGGAACCACAGCUCUAAUAGAAUUGAAUGCAAGCAAAGAAACAAAGGCCAGACUCCUCAGACUCUCCUGCUUCUGCACCUGAACAAGUAAAAUAGAAGAAAGAAGCAGUAAAAGUCUGUCUUACCCUAGGUUUUUUUUCUUGUUGAGCUCUAUUUCUUAAAAAAUUUAAGCAUUUUAUUUUAGGAGAUGAAAUUUGUACAUAAGAGAGAUCCUGAACUGCAGAGCAGAGUGCAUGUGAACUGAACUCUUUAAAGCCCAAAGAUGAUGGAUUCUGAAAUCCUGUUUCAGCUGAAGGCUUCAUUCAAGUACAAUCUUUGGAUUCAUACUUCUAGGUGAUGUAGUGUCCUCUCUGGAAUUUUGAUUUAGAUCAGGUGUAUUUCCUGCCUAAAUGAAGAUUAUAGUAUUUUGCUUACUUCAAGAGUGUUCCAUGAAUAGAUGCAUUAACACUAAAAGUUUUUGAGUAUGAGGAUCAUGGAAGUCCUGUGAGAGUUUGACAGAUACUCAUCUAUAAAGCAGGUUUCUUGCGAGGAAAUACAGAUCUGCUUUUGCUCUUCAUUCUUGUGUAAAUGUCCUGCAGUGGGAUGCGGUUCAUCCUGCAAACGUGAUCUGUGUUUUGUUAUGACUCCGGGUGGCCACAUCUUGGCUCUUCUCAGAAGGUGGUCCCCUUCCCUCAAAGUGCCACUGUUCCGUGGAGGAGCUGGGCCCUUGUUCAGUGAAAGCUCUGGAAUCCAGAGGGCUUGCUGUUUGGUUCUUGGUGUGUUGUGGGUUUCUUUUUUUUUUUACAUAAUUAUGUGGCUGCUGGCCCUUGUGCUGAAAUAAUAUUAUUUUUCUGCUUUUGGUAAAACUCUGUUAAAUAGUGAAAAGCUGCAGUUUGCUUAGAGAGCAACAUUGUAACUUUCUCCAGUCACAAAGUGGAAAAUGAGUUAACAGCAGGACUUGCAUAGGCUGCAUGAACUGCUGAGAACUUGCUCUUGUUUAAUUAAUAUUAAUUUACUAUUUAUAAAGUGAUAACAAGAUUCUUGUGGGUUUUGUUACAUCUGCUUUUAAUCUUAAAGAUAUUUUAAUCAGUUUGCUGCAUGACAAUAUUUGUCAACAGCAGGUAAAUAGGGCCUCUAAUAUGACCUAUCCUGUUGAGCUUAGUUGACAGGCUAGACUGGGAAAUAAUAUGCAAACUUGUUCCUCCUCCCUUAUCAGAAGAGAUCAGUUCCCAAAGUGACAUGGAUAUUGUUGGUGUAGGUGAUACCUUUAACCAUGACAUCAUUUCGAACCCCUGGGCCGUGCUUACACCCUUGGCAGUGUGUUGCUGCUCAAGGGAACCACUUGAGCUGAAAGUCUGAAACUUUCUCUACAUUGAAUUUCCUUCUGCUCAAGGGAGCAAAGCUGAAGUGUUCCAUCAAGAAUUCUGUAUUUUUACCAGCUUGCAAUCAGGAGCACCGAAGUGACUGUUUUAUUUCCUGGCCUUUUCAUUUUUUUUUUUUUUUUUUUUUUUCCUUAUGCUUGUCUGUACCUCCCCCUUUUCACUUGACACCUGCCCUCACCUUUGGAGGAUGAGAUAAGCAGAGAACUCCAUCCCUGUAAGAGACGAGUGGAAUAUGCCUGCACGAAGAGAGCAAGAAUCAAACCUCUCCUGGGCAGGCAGGCGUGGGAGAGCCCCUUUGCAAGUUGCUUUCCGGAGUGCCAUCCGUGGGGUUUUCUCACUGUAGUGAGUAUAAUUGGAAGCAGGUGUUGGAGUUUGGUUUUUUUUGAGUCACCAUGUUGCAGCAAAUUUUGCGUGAUAUGUAUAUUGACCCUGAGCUCCUGGCAGAGCUGAACGAAGAGCAAAAGCAGAUCUUGUUUUACAAAAUGAGAGAAGAGCAGCUGAGGCGCUGGAAGGAGAGGGAAGAAAAAACACGAGUGGAGGAGGCCAUACUGAGAAAGACAGCGAGGCGCAAACAGAGUAAUGGCAAACACGUGCAGUGGCUGCGUGGGAAGGAUGGUGAGGUCUGGGUCUGGGUGAUGGGAGAAGCCCCAGGCGACAAGCCCUACGAACAGAUAUCAGAGGAGCUGAUAGCAGAGCGAGCCAGGCAGCAGGCACAGAAGGAGGCGGAAGAACUAUGGAGACAAAAGGAGGCUGAAAUUACAAAGAAAUUCCGGGAUGCUAUGGCUCAAGAAAAAGCCAGAAUAGUGGCAGAAAAAUGGAAAAUAGAAAUAGAAGACCGGAAAGCUGCUAAAUUAGAGGAGGAAAAAAUUCAGGAGGAAUUGAAGAAAAGAGAAGAAGAGGAGAGGCAGAGGGGAGAAGAACAAAUAAGGCAGCAGGAAGAAAUCAGAGCAAAAGAGUUGUAUCUGAGUCUCAAGCAAGCUCAGCAGCAUAAUCAACACAGUGACGAUGACCAGGAGUGGGAAGAACAGUUGCGCCGCUCCAAAGCUGCAGAUGAGGAAAGGAGCCACAAAGCGCGGAGGGCCCGGGACGAGUACCGCCGGCAGUCCUUGCGUGCCAUCCAGAAGGGGAGAGUGGCUGGCCUGAGCAAUUUGUUCCAGGGGACAAGACUGACUAACGAUCAAGAGAUGAAACUGAACAACAAUAGUGCAAGUCCUUUGCUGUCACGCUCUGAGGCGUCCAGUGGCAUCUGGGAGCGUCCUUCUAGACCCUUUUCCCGAGAUGUCAUCAUUCGCUGGUUCAGAGAAGAGCAGAUUCCUCGACGUGCUGGUUUUGAGAGGAACACCAACAGGAUUGCUCCGUGGUUUCAUGGUAUUAUUAGCCGCCAAGAGGCAGAAGAGUUGUUGAUGAAUAAAUCUGAAGGAACAUUCCUGGUGCGAGUCAGUGAGAAAAUCUGGGGCUAUGCGUUGUCCUAUCGUCAGCAAAGUGGUUUCAAACACUUCCUGGUUGAUGCUUCGGGGGAUUUCUACAGCUUCUUGGGGGUAGAUCCAAACCGACAUGCAACACUGACAGAUCUUAUUGAUUUUCACAAGGAAGAAAUCAUCACAUCCUCUGGUGGAGAGCUACUACUGGAUCCAUGUGGACAGCAGAAGAAUCCACCAGACUACAGCCCUUUAUUUGAAUAACUGAUCCAGGACUAACAGGGAUGUAUUCUGGAUAGCUGUAGUAAUAGAUCCCUACAAAAGUAAACACUGAAAAGUAGUUAACAAACUUCCAAAGCCACUGGUCUUGUGGCCAAAAAGUAUCCUCAUUAGAAGGCCCAUAAUAUUUCUGCUUUGCAUCUGAGUUACCAUCAUUAUUCAUAUUGCUAACAUUUUUAAGGUGAGAAAUUACUGGCAAAUUACAAUUUAGGACUACUCCCAGAAAUUUUUCAAGGGGUUGUGGCCAGUUGUGCUGAACACUAAGUUCCUAUGUGAAUUUUCUUGAUAUCUGAGAUUGAAAAUGCAAAAUGCAGUGAGAAGUAUGGGUGAACACUAUUCAUAGAGUAUUUUGUGAAGUACCAAUAUAGAUGAACAGAUUGUCUUUUUCCAAAGCAAGGUUUGUUGAUUUCUGUUGACAAUCUUAUUACUCAGUGGUGCACACUUGGUACAAGAGAAGCAGUCUUAAAAUGUCCUUUUGCAGUUUGUGAUUGCUUAAAUGGUUAAGUGUAGCUGAAAACUUGCCAUUGUGCUUUUGAAUUCAGGCCUACAAAAUUCUCCGCAGCAGAGACAGAAUAAGGUCGUUCACAUUUUAGUUAAAAUUUCCCGCAGUCCAACAGCCUUGGAAAGAAUUUUACUCUUGUACAGAAAGUGGUCAAUUUAUUCUAAACUAGUUAUUGUAAUGAAAACAGUUUGAUUUGCAGCAACAACUCCUCCUCUCACUGGCAUUGUCUUGUUUUCUGCUUCCUGAUGUGCAAGAUACACGCUGGAGAUUCCUAGCUUUGCUUUGCUACAGAACCAGAUAUUUUCUUUAGCUGAACUCUGAGUGAAGGUGGGGGUGUUAUAUUUAUCCAUAGAAAAGGUACAACUAAUUACAUUAUCAUCAUGCUAUUUCAUGUUUUAAAAAAAAGACGCACAGAAUAUUUUCCUGAUCCAUUUGUUACACAUACUGAACCCCAUGAAAAUAGACUGAUAGCCUAGAUCUAUGGAGCAGUCGCUUAGCAUUCAUAUAAUUAAAAAAAAAAAUCUUGUCACAGUAGUUAAUUUGGCUUCUUGAAAUUUGUGUCUUAGCAGUCGUUGCACUCUGGGCUGUCACACGGUACAGAUAUAGUCCUGUAAAUAAAAAAGACAUGGAAUGCCUCCUUCUCUUCAGAAAACGUGCUAGGCAUGCUAGAAAAGAAGACAUGAAAUUCCCAGUGUUUUUGAAAAAUUACUCAACCGUCGUACACAAUUUUGGGAAUAUUUAUAGAUAGAAUAUUGAAGAACUUGUUUCAUAAGGAAUUCACAUUCAGAGACUGACAAUACAGGUAUUUAUUUCUAGUGACACACUUUCCAGCAACUGCUUGCAAUUUUAGCCGGUAAGAAGGCUUGGAAAUACUAGCUCUAUAGCUUAUGUGUCCUCUUGUGAUGUAAUUAACAUCACAACAGCAUCAUCACUUUUACUACAGAGCACAUUUCCUACUUUUAAUUUUCUAAAAUUUUCUGUCUCUGUUCCAUCCACUUCUCAUUCUAAGUUUUACCUGGCUUUAAAAUAAAUCCCUUGUAAGUUCUCCUGCAAAUGAAAUUACUUGGAAAACUGCAAUUUCAUUUGAGAGUUUUAUUAUACUAAUAAAUGUCAGAAUUCUCAAGUAAAGGAAUUGCUUUUUUUUUUUUCCAUAGCCUCACAGAAAUAAUGAAAAACAGCCAGCCCAUUCAUAGAUUUAACAGGAAAAAAAAAAAAACAAAACUGAACAAUACAUAACCAGAAGUAGCAGCAAUAAAAUACAAUGCAACUUAACUGAAGAUAAAUUUUGAAGGAAACAAAAGGAGAUAAGAGCAAGCGGAAUUAUGAAGAACAGAAGAUUUCCUUGGUAGAGAUGUGCAGCUGCUGCUGACACACUUGAAGGCUCUGGGCAUAGUAGAAACUUAGAGACGUUUUCCAAGCUAAAAAAUGCUUUUUGUUGCUCUCCAGAAAAUAAACAAACUAUGAAAAGGUAACCAGUUAGUAGGAGGAAUAGAACGGAAAGCUUUGAAAGAGUAAAUAUGGACAAUUAAGAAAAUAAGAAAGGGAAAAAUGUGCUUAUCCCAUUAUUUUGAAAGGAUUUUGGAUUUUUGCUACUCUGGGAAGAAGACUGGGCACUGCUACCUCCCUUUCUCUCUGCAAGUCUCCAGGAUUUCAGCUUUGGCCAAAAUCUACCUUGGAGUUAGAUUUUACACUCAAGUCUGUUGGGCUGGUCCAUACUGCAGUAUUGAAUGCUGCAUCUGCUCCAUGCUGUCUGCCUCUACAUUUGGUGCUGUCUGAAGCCAUUCAUCACUGUAUACAAAAUGUUUUUAGUGCUCCAGUUUCAUUGCCUGGAAUGGCUAGCUUUAUUCUGCUACACAGUGACCUUCAGGUCUUACUUUCUGAUCUGUUUUUCUAGUGGUAGCUAUUGUUGAGUUGUAAGAGAUGUGUGCUAUGGAGUUUCAUUUUAAGAUUUCCUGUCAAUAAUUCUCAUCAAUGAGACCACACAGAAUACACUGAGAGACCUGUUAUAGUAAUUCUGUUUCAUAAGGAAAAAUGCAACAGUAAUAAGGAAAACCUUCAACUUUUACAUUAAUUGAACGUUUCUUCAUAUCUGUUUCACAGCAAUAAAAUACAGCACACAAGAUCCCAAGCUUGUUUGCAUGUAUCUUUAUAAAAACAGCUCUUGAGGAUUUAUUCUUGCUUCUUUCUGGAUCUACAGAUGCAUCUGUUCUUUCUAAUUUUGUUUUAAUCUGUUACUGUACAUAGACAUCUCCAAUUCAAAACUGCUCUCUUCUCUAAAAGAGAACAAAAACCAAGCAAAGAAAUUGACAGUAAUAAUGGAUGACAUUUUCAAGGCUACUCAAAGAAUGCAGAUGCCAGUCUAUUACCUCUUAUAAUUGUUGUAAUUAAAUAAUUAUGUAGUAUGAGUAUUUGCAUAGUAGUUUUAUAAAAGAACAAUCCAGGGCAACUAUUAAGUACUAAAUCCCUAUUGUGCUGACCAAGUACCGAGCAAAAGAAGGUAGCUUCUGCCUCAAGAAAGAGAUACCUAAAAAUUUUAGUUAUAUCAAGAUUAUUUUCAGAUCUACUGUGUAGAAAUUGUUUCCAAAUACCAGAUUCAGAGUGAGAAUUUCCACUAAAUUUCAAUGUCUUUGAAUCAAAUUAGUAAAACCUAUUUCUUUGCUGAAGUGAGCCAAGAUUAAUAAACUGGCUACAGCAAAACAACUCAGAUUUGUACAAACUAGGGAUCAACUUCUGCUCAUUCUUCCCCGAGACCCCAAGGACCUGAACAGAGGGCAUUAAUGGAGUUGCACCAUGUUUCACUGAAAUCUAAAUUCUUCUCUUUACAUAAUGGCACAACACAAACCUGGGCUCAGGUGGAAUUGGGUAGUUCACAGUGGAAGAAUUUUUCUAUUCCUUUGUAUGAAUAAAUUUGUUUCAUAAUUUACAGGUUGGAAUUGAUUUUUCAAUUAUUUUCAAGGACUAACUUUCUUUUCUGUUUUAUUAUCCCUUUGCUUUAAGGUUCCUUUUUCUGUUCCCAAGAGGACUGGGUUAGUGACCUCUGUGGAGUAAGAAUGUGCCCCUGGCUGGGCUAUCAAUUGCUGAAUGAGGUGUUAGCACUUGACCAGAUGUUUGAUUAGUGUUUCCUGAGAUGAAUCUUCUGGAGACAUACUGUCUAAUGAUAAUGAAGCGUAAUUGAUUUUUAUACCUCAUUUCUUGCCCUGCAAGUGCCGUGUUAAACCUUAUCUUCAAAUAUUUGUUUACUGCUAGUGAUUAGUCCUGUAGCUGGUAUAUUUACAUUAUAACCCAUAGCUAAUACAAAUUUUAUACUAGGCUGGAGCCUUCAAUGAGUUUAAUCUCUCUUGGACUUUCUUCCAGUGGUUUUAAAUGAAUGUAACAUCAUUUUAUGGUAUCUUCAUUAAAUAUCAAUAAGUAUUUUUUCUUAUGGAGGAGAAAUAACUUCAAAAGUGAUUUGACAUAUUUUAUUUGGUCAUAAUUGUGUUCAUUUCAUCUAUGUGCAAAGAAAACACUUUGCAUGUUAAUGUUUCCUUUAAAGUUUAGCUGCCAUCUCUCCCCUGUUCUCAGUUUGAGCAAUGGAGGUAAAAGAAAGAGGUUGGGAGUUAGGACCUAUCCCAUAUAUUUUACAUAUAGCAGCAGACAAAGUCUUGAAUAAAUUAUUUCCUGAGAUGCAGCGUUUUUCUUGCUCACAAGGCUGAGACCCUUUGUCACUGCUUUUCCCCUACACAACAGCAACAGGAGGUGUUCACACUGGGUGUGAAAAGAGCCCAAGUAGAGUUGAAUGAGUAGUGUUACAGUGCCCCAGGAAUGGUACAGAAAUAGUGCAGAUCAAGAACAUGGUAAAGACAUAUUUUGUAUACAGGUGCGUAGAGGUAGGAGCAAGUGCAAAUUCUUCUUUAGUAGAAGUUAAUUAUUUUAAUUAUACAACUGUCAUGAAUGCUCAACACAUGUGGAGACAUGGCCAGUCUUGGUGCACUUCCUAUGGCACAAAUGCACAGAACAUAGAUCGUCUGAAAGGAAAAUCAGAAAUACUUGCCUUAGACAAGAGUUAAUAUGCAUUAUUGUACAAUAUUUGGGACAGAGAAAUUUUAAAAUGUAUUAUGCAUCACUAUCAGGUUCUGAGAAUGUAGAAGCUAAACCCUGCUUACCACAUAAAGCAUAAUGAACUUCUCAAAGUGAUUUUUAGAGCACUUAAAAAUUCAACAAAGAAUAAAGCUAUCCUCAGUUAUACUCAUCUCCUGUAGGAAAUGUUGUCAAUAUUGCAAACAAGAAAAUGUCUUCUCAUCUAGGAGUUUAAGCUUAAUAUUGGACUUAAAUAUUGCAGCAAAUCAUUCCAGAGAGCUGUACACUGAACACUGCACUCUAAUUAGAUAGCGUGCUGCACUUACAUUUGUUCUUUAUUCUCAAACUCAUCUUGCUUGUGAUAGCCUGAUGCUAAUGAGAAAUAUGUUUUUAUUAAGUCAUUCAAACCCAGUUUUCUGGAAAAUGUGUUAAGGUAUGUCUUUCAUUAUCAUUUCUACCAUUAAUAUUUUCUCUUAGGGAAUCCCAGAAAAAAAAAAUAAUUCUGAGAUGACUAGAUGCAUACAGUUCUGGUCUGAGUGCUAGACAGUAUUUUGCAGUACUCACAGCAGGCUGGUUCAUUACUUUUGAGUUUCAGUAUGCUAUGUGCUACCUUGGAACCUAUUUACAUUUUCUUGAAUAACAAAGCAGUAUAGCACUGCACAUGUGAAUAAACUGUUCUAUGGGAUGAAAUGUUCACCAAAUUCCAGUGCUAAACCCCCACAACAUCCACUGGAGUUCAUGUGGCCACCCUUAGUUGGUAAAUAUGAGAAUUUUUUAUGAGGACUGCCUGUCAGAAUGAUUUUCACUUCCCCCAGAAAGAAAUUGAGCUACUCUAAAAUAUUCCAUUAGCACUUUUUAAUGGAGAAGUGUUCUGGUUUCAAAAUGCAAAGCUUCAUGAAAUGGUUUCAGUUUUUUAGGUUAAAAAAGAUUGAAAGUAUCUAAAGGCAUUUUUAAUUGCACAAAAUGUGGCAAGUAUGCCCAAAUUUGCCAGAAAAAAAUAUUUUUUUAAAUUCAGUCCCCAAAGAAAAUGUGCUGAAUUAGGCUCGAUACAGAUAUUCAAUGUUUUUGACAUUUCAUUAGGUAUCCAUUCUCUCCCUUAAUGCCAGUUUCCUUUUAAGGGAGAAUGGAAAUACCCAGGGGACAGUUAUUUAAAAUGUCAAGCUGAUUAAAUACCUCAUUUGACAACUGAAAUAAAUUUAUAAAGCUUUAAAUAAGACCCCAGAUAAUGUUUUCUCCAGAAAAAAAUCAAGCUAGCAAGGUGAGUUCAGAAAAAAAUAGUUUAUCUAUAUUAUUCACAAUUUUGAAUGUUUUAAGUUACGUGCUUGGAGCAUUAUAGUAUGAUUUCCAUUUAUAUACUACUAGAAAGUGUGAGUACUGAGAAAUAAUUGAUUUAAAUGGAAUAAUCAAUAACAUAAUGGCAAUUAGGUCUGCUAUUCCAGUUUCUCUGGAAAAAAAGGCUAAUUCUAUCAACCCUAUGGUUAUGUAAAAGCCUAAGCCUAUUCACGAACUUUUGCAGGAAAAAGUAUCUCAUUUUCCAAGCUGUCAUUGUGACUAAUCACAACAAAAGCCUUCUUGAUUAAAGUCUCUGAUUAAGAAAUACAAAGUUCCAACUACAUGUUCAAAUACCAAAUGGAAACAUUUGCAAUGACCCAGUUGCACGCAAAUGUGAAACAUCCCACAGAAUAGCCAUUGUCAUGUAGCAAAAAUGGACAGCUUGGACUCCAGUUGUUCACCUUAAGCUCAUCUAGAAACGCUGAUUUCAUCCGGAGAUCCAGGCCAGUGUAGUACCAGUUCUUCUGUCAAAGAUCACUGGUUAUUUGAGAGGACAUGAGUGUGAAAACUUUUGAAACCUUGAGAUAGUUCCAUUAUAGGAAAAAAAAAUAAUUCCCCUUCCCCACGCUACAUAAGAGUCAGUUUGCAAAGGGCAAAAAGGGGGCUUUGUCAAAGUGUUGCAGACAUGUUGUUUUCCUUUUGGUAAUCAGACAUUAAGGCAAUUUGCUGAAGUCAAUGAGAAGUAAGUGGGGAAUAAGAAUUUUGCAGCCAGGUCAUUUUUUAUUAAUCCUGUUCUACAGCACCACACAUAGAGUCGUGAAGUGAUAACCCAUCUGUUCUCGGAAGUUGUUCAAAAUACAAUGGACUAAAAAUAUUCUGUCUGCUAAGGAGACAGUCAAGGUGAUUUGAAAAGGUUUGGAUGCUUUUACUCUGGGCCACAGUCUGCAGAUAAAUUAAGAGGCAUGAUGGCUUUUUUUCUUUUUUCCUUUCCUCCUUCCCCAGACCUAUUAAUAAUGAACCAAAUUCACAACAACCAAGGAGAAACCUGCCUGCUGGCCAAUAUUCUGUUUGUAAUGCUGUGUCUGCACCUGCCCAUGGUGCUAAAUUCAUUUCAAGUUACACUUAAGUAAUUGAUGAUUACUUGCCAUAUCCCUUUAUAAAGCUUUUUUAUCAAUGUCUUUGGUGGUUCAUUUUGUAUCAGCAGCAAAUCAAUGAAAUUUUAAUGGAACAGAGUGCUCUACUUGAGGCUGAAUUAAUGUUGCUUUACCUGUUUCAAUAUCGAGUGAAGUUUUCAAAGUCUAGAAGGAUAACAAUUUUUCAGAUAUUUUUCUUUGAUAACUUUGUUUCUGCACAAUGAUGGCAUCCUUGUGAUCAGCUGCAAUAAAGGUUAAAUGCAUUAAUGAACUUUUAGUUUAACAUUAGCAGUGUGCUGUGAGAGACCAUGGAAAAAUGCUGUAUUUGAAGCUGAUGGCUGGAUUCUUGUAAAUGCCCCAGAGAUGUAGCAGGGAACAUGUUAACUGCUGGAAUAGUAGCUGGGGAGUCAGGGGGGAUCUGAAAUGGUUUAAAAAUCUCCAAGGUAAUGCAGUAAUCAACCGUGCAUAGUGAAGUACAACGAAGUCAUGAAUUGAGUUCCCUUCUUUAAAACUGCAGGAGGAGCCUGUAUUGUUGUCAGAAUAAUCCACAGCACUGCAGGAAUAAUAUCAUCCACUGCACCCCCUCGUAUCAGCCCGCACAGCACAGACAUCUUGCCUGUGAACUCAGCACAGAGGCAGUACCGGGGCUUCUAGUGGAUUCUGCUAGCCUGUGUCUGUCACAAAUUAAGAAAUUUAAGCAUCUUGAGAAGCUCAAACAACUCUUACACUUAGCAUCAUCUGUAUAGCAAAGCAAUUGAACUAUUUUAUGCCCUUGCAGAAAUGACUCUUUAGUUAAACCUAAAACAAAAAAUCACCUUUGCAAGUGAGAGCAAAAUUGAGAUAAAUAUCAAGGAAACAACACUUGUUGCUUUGCACUGGGUAAAGUUCACUUAAUUGAUCUAAACUCACCUGAACUGAUCUGGAUUCAUGUCCUGGCUUUGCUUUGUGAGCAGUUUUGACAGACUUCCCACUUGUUCCUCUUUGCUCGUUAGUGCUCUGAAGUGGAGGCUCAGAGGCCGAAGGGCUCACUCUUGCAGCUUUCCUGGAGGAAACUUCCAGGAGCAGUUUUCAUCUGCCAAAAGUCUCCUAUUUGCUGAGCCCUACCUGGACCAGGAACCCAAGGCAGGUCUCCUAAGAACUUCUGCCACAGGUUGAUUCCUCUCAGGCUGAACACAGUAGAUAAUUUACAGAUGGAGAAGAUAAAACUGGCAGUAGGAAAUACAUGGGGGAACGCAGAAUUAUCCUGGCUUAAGGAGUCCUCACCUGCUGAAAAGGACUUCAAUGUGCUGCAUGUGGCUGCACGAUAGAAACGAGAAGACAGCAGGAAGGAAGCUUCCGUAUUGCCUCCAAAGACAAAGGAAGGGAGCCCUCUUCUCCAGUAACAUUCACCCGAUGGAGGCCAACUGGUAGGUAAGCUGCAUUUUUUUGUUGUUGUUUGGCUUAGCUUCCCAGAAUUGCCAGGGUAAUGGUGCUGGAAUGUGAAAUCCCACGGCAAUUGCUAAGGAGGUUAGUGUUCACUGACCCAAUUUGUUAACCCAGUCCAAAGUUCAAGUCUGAUCUGGAAAGAAUCUAAAGGAAAAAAUUGUCCCAUGUGUUUGUAUCUCCAUGACUCGCUAAAAGAAAAGCAAACAUUGCUUCAGUAUUGAGAAUAUUUACAAAAAUGUAAAUGUUUUUCAAUGGGUGUUGGAUCAAUCCUUGAAUGCAAAAUAAAGCAAAUUUGCCGCCUUACCUUCACAAUCACAUCUGGAACACACAUUAUCAGGGCAGUUAGCAUUAUGCUUAAUGAAACUGUUGCUAUUCAAUGAAAUAAAGUGUAUCAGUCUCUGAAAUUGUAAAUUUAAAUCUUAUCCCUAACACCUUUCUUCAUAGAACACUACACACAAAUUUCAGAUACAGGAGAGGGAAAACUCUGAAGACUUAGAAAUGUCAAAAUAAGAAAUGUCUAAAAUUGAAUUGCUGUGGUAGAGGGAGUGGUGAACAGCUAUGUUCUGGUUGAUUUGAUGUGCUUCGAUACAGUCUAUCAACUUUCAAAAGCUGGGACUCUUUAAUACAUACUGAAAUAAUGCUCAGUAAUGUAAUAAAGCUUUUGCAUAAUAGGGAGUGCUGUAAAUAGCUACCAAGAAUAUAAUUAUGCCUGUUGUUUGCAAUGAAAGUGUUCUGUUUUGAUUUCUUUUUUUUGAAAGUAACCUCAAUAUCCAUCUUCUCAUUACAGAAGAACAAGCUGGAGAACAUCCAAACAAAAUUAACGUUUUCUUAAAUAGUUUUGAUGAAAUGUUUGUUUAUUUAAUAUGUUGUGGGUAUUUUCCAUGGUAAUUUAGUUUUCAACAAACCAAGGAGUCCAAUAGAUGAAAUGAAACAUAGACACAAGAUUUGUGAAUUUAGUUUAUUAGAAGCAGCAGAUAAAGGAGAAUCUCCUGCCCUCAUUCUGCAUAGCAGAACACCGGGUUGAAGAGCCACUUAAUGAAAUGAAAGAAAGGAAGCUGCUUUUAAUGGGAGAACUGUAAAAUCAUACAAAAAUGUGAGGUUUUAGGGGGCCUUUGGGAGUAAUGUUUGCAUUAAAAUUUAAGGAUGGCUUCUCCUGAACUUGUGUGGAGAUUGCUCAGUUUUUGUUAAUCUUUCAGUGUGGGAUUUUUUGGUUUUCCUUCCAUGUCACCACACCCUCUAGAGGACCAUAGUUGACUAAUUUCUUGGUCCAAACAAUAAAUUUUAGAUCUGUCCUUGUAUUGUUACAAAUUUCUUUCAGAUUGUUAUUUCUGGAGGUCAUCUUUCAGUAAAGUUUUUGACAUACACUUUUUAAUCUUAGAUUACAGCAGAGAUGCUGGAAUUCAUUAUUGUGAAUAUGGACAGAAGCUCUAUUGAAAGAAGGUGAAAAGUAUUUUACAGAAGCCAACUGGUAAUUCUUGCCCAUGUUUCCGUUUUGCAGUAUUAAAGUUCCUAAUAUGUGUAUAAUAAAACUAUUGAGGUGUUGUUGUUGUUGAGGAUUUUUGUUUGUUUGUUUUUAAAACUAUUUGAUGGGGUACCAGAGGAUUUGUUGAAGGUGUCAUUUUAGCCUAUGCAGCUGGAGUUUCUUCUUUAAGUUUGAUAUUUUGCAAUGACUGCUGUUAUUACAUAUCUGAUAAAAUACUCUUGAUAUGAGUUCUGUAACAGCUACAGAUAUGACUGAGAAAGUGUCUGGGGUGUUGGGAGGUAUGUAAGGAUAUUAAAAAAAAAAUAAUAAAAAAAAAAGAGCCCAUUUCUAACCAAAGAAUGCAAGGAAACAAUUUGUCACUAUUGACAGCAGGAAAAUGAAUAAAUAUUGCAAUAGAUAUAUGUCUGCCCAAGAAUUUAUAUUAGCAUCUGAGUGAUGUCCUGUCUCAGGAAGGCCACUAGAACAGCAUUAUUAACUUCCUUGAUGGAGAGCUUUCUUUUCAGGCAGUGAAUUUGUGGUGUGAAAUCAACAUCUUGUUUAUUGCUUUCCUUGUAUUCUUUUACUUCCUACAGGAGUAUGAAUGUUAUUACAUUACAGUAUCUUUUUUUUUUCCUUAAAAAAAAAAAAAAAAAAAAAAAGCCUUAGUUGCAUUUACAGAUCCAAGCUCAAAAAUUCACAUUUUGUCACCACAAUAGAAGUGGUGAAACUGAAAAGUCUCAGGUAUUCCAUGUAGCUUUAUAUGUACAAUGUAUGUUCAUCAUAUUUGGAGCCAAUGUCGAGGCACAGAAAGUUCUGACAGUUCCUGUCAGUCUGUUUAGAUACUCAUUAUCAGAGUCCAUCAUCAAUAGUAAUCAGAAGACUGUAAAAGGAACAAAUAGUUCAUGUUUUCUGGGAUAAUAAAGAGCUAACUCUAGUACAACUCAGCCAAUGAACUGGUCAGUGCUUCUACUUCUUUCUUGUUGCUCAAUUUUCCAGGUCCAGGAUCUUCUGCUUCUUUUCAGAGAUAUAGGUAUCUUCCUCUUCUUGAUUCCUGCCUCCUGCUUGGUUGUGUGGUAUGUUUUUUUGGUUUUUUGUUUGUUUGUUUGUUUGGGGUUUUUAUUUUUCCUCUUUACAGUCUAGUGUUUGCUGGUAAGUUGCAGUCACUUGAGAGCACCUUUAAAGUAUGUUUGAAGCAGUUCUUUGGCAACCGUGCCAGAAUAGUUAUUGUAGAAAAAGCAGAGAAAUAAAACUCAGAUAAACAAUUUAGUUAAACAAGCUAAAACAAUUUCACAGAAUCACAGUAUGUUUGGGAUUGGAAGGGACCUCGAAAGAUCAUCUAGUCCAAUCCCCCUGCCAGAGCAGGAACACCCAGAUGAGGUUACACACGAAGGCGUCCAGGCAGGUCUUGAAUGCCUCCAGAGAAGGAGACUCCACACCCUCCCUGGGCAGCCUGUUCCAGUGCUCUGUCACCCUCACUGAGAAGAAGUUUCUUCUCAAAUUUAAGUGGAACAUUUUGUGUUCCAGUUUGUACCCAUUACCCCUUGUCCUAUCACUGGU
Molecule: messenger RNA, 27963 nt
Organism: Columba livia (rock pigeon)
Lineage: Eukaryota; Metazoa; Chordata; Aves; Columbiformes; Columbidae
Gene: SH2D4B
Product: SH2 domain containing 4B
Exons: 10
Coding region: 15252-16541 (429 amino acids)
Cellular component (GO): cytoplasm
Source: RefSeq, a predicted model, not a curated record